Mobula hypostoma (lesser devil ray) is the source of this 17465-nucleotide messenger RNA. It is a transcript of the gene yod1, whose product is annotated as YOD1 deubiquitinase. The record is from RefSeq and is a predicted model, not a curated record. Gene Ontology annotation, biological process: protein deubiquitination; endoplasmic reticulum unfolded protein response. Gene Ontology annotation, cellular component: cytosol; nucleus. Lineage: Eukaryota; Metazoa; Chordata; Chondrichthyes; Myliobatiformes; Myliobatidae. Gene Ontology annotation, molecular function: cysteine-type deubiquitinase activity. The coding region runs from base 59 to 970 and encodes 303 amino acids. The transcript is spliced from 3 exons.
UUCUCGGCGCCGGCGUGGUGUGACGGCCCUGGAAUGUGUCAGCGCUACUGAGAGUAAAAUGCUGCGUUUGCGAUGCAAGGCGAAGAAUGGAACCCACCUGAUGCAAGGGCUGACCUCAUCAUCCAGUGUCCAAGAGCUGAAAGAUAAAGUGGAAGAGCUAACAGGGGUUCCAUGUGCUCUGCAGAAAAUUAUGGUGGGAUAUCCUCCAUGCUGCCUGGAUCUCCACAAUGGAGAACUGGCUCUCAAGGAUUGUCCUAUCAAAUCUGGAGAUACUUUGAUUGUGGAGGAGGAACGGGAUGUAGUGAAAACCAAAGCUUCCGCCUCAAAGCUUGGUGUGGAAAGCUCAGAUACGAGUACUUUUCCGCACCUGACUCGACAUGUUGUCCCUGCAGACAACUCCUGCCUCUUCACAAGUAUCCACUAUGUGGUAGAAGGAGGUGUCUGUGAACCAAACUGUGCCCCAGAAAUGCGAAACCUGAUCGCCCAGAUCGUGGCAAGUGACCCCCACUCGUACACAGAAGCGGUACUGGGAAAGAGUAAUUGGGAAUACUGUAAUUGGAUUUGCCGGAGUGACACAUGGGGAGGGGCCAUUGAGAUCUCCAUUCUAUCCAAAUUUUACCGGUGCGAGAUCUGUGUCGUGGAUACACAGACAGUACGAAUCGACAGGUUUGGAGAGGACGUCAGCUACACGAAGCGGGUGCUUCUGAUUUACGACGGGAUUCACUACGACCCGUUGGAACGGCGGUUUGAGGACCCCGAGACCCCAUCGCAAACCAUCUUCUCCACGGCGGAUGAUGUUGUACUCGCUCAGGCACUGGAGCUGGGCGAUGAGGCUAGAAGAAAACGGCAGUUCACCGAUCUGAACAGAUUCACACUGCGUUGCGUAGUCUGCCAGAAGGGCCUGGUGGGUCAGGUAGAAGCUAGGGAGCAUGCUAAAGAGACGGGGCACACCAACUUCGGAGAGGUGUGAUGUUCAGAAAAUUACUUACCUCACGCUCCUGGAAUGCACUGGAAUAUUUCUUUUAGGAACAAAAUGGAAUUAUAUGGAUCUUUUAAACCCUGGUUUGAUUAGUUGUGAGCUGAUCAAAUUGCUGGUUGGUUGAAAAGGUUAGUUCUCAUUGUUAAACUGCUGUUUACAUAGUAGGAAUUGAUUUUGCCUGAUUAUUCCAAUCUAUUAUUAUACACCUUUCAUUGCAUAUUAAAAUAUUACUGCCUCAGGUUUUCCCCAUUAAGUGUAUUAACUAAUGGAGAGAUUUAGUUGCCAGAAAAAUAUGUCAGUGGUUUCUCCAGACUUUGAUUGUUCCCGAUUAAAUUCACAGGAAUGAGCCAAACUGAAAACCUCCUUACUGCAAAACAUUCAACUGAAGAAAGUACAUGUAAACUUUUUGGUGUGAAUACUAAUUCCUAUAGGUUCAUCAUUCCACUGUUGGGGGGGGGCGGUGGGCGAGGGUAAGAACACGGUUGCCUGUUUAGUGAUUUAACAAGUUUUUAGUGGUCAGUUCUUCAGAAUAACAUCCUGAGCUACCACUUUCAUUUCUAGCCCGUGUUGAUGGCCUGAAAUAUUUUUUAAUUGUUUUGCUGAGUUACCAUUUAUUGCAGGGAUUUCUAACCUGGGGUCCACGGACCCCCCGGUUAGUGGUAGGGACAUAAGAAAGGUUGCGAGCCCCUCAUUUAUUGUAUAAAUGCCUAGUAACCCACUUUCCCAGCCAAAGGGAAGUUUCACUGAAUAGCCCAAGGCAACUCUAAGAUCAGGAAUCCCUACCCUUUAUAGAAGUAGUAAUGGCAUAUUGUAUCCGGGACUAAGCUACACACUCAACCAAAGUAUUUCACAAGUGAGAUCUUGAGGAAUGUUCACUGGAUAUCUUUGCCUCCCUAAAAAUUCGAAAGCUGUUACAGCAUCAAAUUGUUACUUGAAAGGCAAAGAUUUGGUUCUUAGAUGAUUGUGUAAACAGACAAGGAGGCAGCCCUAUUGGUGAUGCAGCUUCCUAACAAGAUAUCCAAGACAGACUCAGUUCAGGUGCAGUUAAUAAAUUUGAAUUCUGAGGAAACAACCUUCCUAUAAUUUUCAGAUAUGAAACUUUGCAAUUCCUCCACUAGCACGUGGAGAAUCGUUACUUGAUCUCAGUUACACUGUCAACGGGUGGAUCUGUGAGUGUCCUAGUCCAAAGCUUUCCCAGUAAACAACUUUUGGAUAAUCAAAUCCUUGAUAGUGCCUCUUAACAUUGACUCAGUGCACUGCAUAAGAAUUGAUGGUUUUUCAAAGUCAAACUUAAUUCAAAUCUACUCAUCUUAAUUGAAUGACACAAUUAAAAUCGUGGUCCCCUGUUUUAACCAUUUAUCUGAAAAUGGCUUCUAUCCAGUCAAAAUUGUGACAGAAUUAGGGUUAUUUUGUAUGUGAAUCACUUGUAGACAUUAGUAAAGAAAUUGUUUUGGAAAGCUGAUCUUUAAAGAUGACAUUGAUCUUUGAAGAUGACUUUAUAUUUAAUUGAUGUUAAAUUUAUUUAUGCAAGUAUUCAUUUUGUAGCAGGCCUAAACUGCUUUAGUCACAAUCAUUUUAUGUGCCACAUGUUUUUAUCAGACAUACAUAUGUAAAUGUUUUAGAUUUUUUCUAAUGUAUCUGUAAUUUAUUUAAAGAUGAAAACAUUUUAAAUAGUGAAAAAAAUGGAGUUUUUGGUGCUAUUAUCAGAAGGAAGCCAUUUUUAAAAAAUUUCUAAAGCUCUGUUUAGAAUUUUUCAGGAUUGAGUCAACUGCAAAUGAACAAUGUUCAGAUGUGAAAGCUCAGCUAACAAAUAUUACGAGUAGCAACUUGAUUUCGUUAUUGGCCCAGCAUGUGGAUGAUGCCUUUGGGUUAUUGUUUUCAGCUAAUUCUAAUAAUUUAAGCAAAAUCCUGUUACAGAUUAUUAUCUGAGUGUGUGGAUAUGCCAAAUUUUGUACCACAAGGUUAUUAUUGUAGUUGUUCAAUAUAAGGUAAUGUUAGGAAACAACUCAGCUUAUUCCAGAAACCAUCAAGUGCGUGCACCCUUUGCUUCUCUGUUACGUUGGGUGCAAAGUAAUGAUCUCUGUGGCAGCAAUGUGCCUUACACCCAACUCUGAAACCAAUAUUGUACAACAUCUCCAAAGAACGUGGUAUUUUGCUAUAUUUCAAGUGCUUUUUCCUUCGCAGAUCAUUUGGGACUAAUUUCACAUCACAAGUGUCUCUGGUUGCCAGUGUGAGCUAGAGGUCAAGAGUCUAGUUUUAAUCCUUGCCAGUAGUACUUCUGCAGGAUAAGCUGUCCCCCUCAAAUAUUCCUCUGUACGAGUUCACUACCAAUAAGUGAGUCCCAUAGUGUCAUUGCUGUUCAAUCUAAAGGUAAUUUCCUUUCAAAUCUUCCUGAACAGAUUACGUUACUAACCCUUGUUUAAAUGCUUUUUUUUGGGCAGUCUCUUGUAAUUUUAGAUAAACGCAUGCACUUGAAAGAGGAUUCUCCUUGUUCUGCCUUUGGCAAAUAAUUGCACUACUGCUAUGUGCCUGCAGGUGGCAUCUCAACCUAAGAGAUGCAGCAAUCAUUGGUUAAUGCACCAUCAGUAUGGUUCAUGGCUAGAUCAUGAAGGGGACAUUUCUAUAUUCUUGUUGCUAAAAGAUUUUUAAAAGAGUUUGUGUCUAUACUCAUUAACUAAUAUCAUGUAGCUAUUUGCUUGAGUUAUUGUCGAGUUAUUUCUAUAAUUCCUCGUCACUGAAAUUUAUUAGGAAUAUAGCAGAAGGCCUUUCAGCCCAUCUAGUUGAAUGAUCCUAGUGAUCCAAAUUCAGUUCCAUGAACCUGCUUUCUUCCCAUAUCCUUUGAUUUAUUUAACCAUUACUAUUUCUCCUUGAAGAUAUUUCAGUAAUUGGUCUCAACUGCCUUCUCUGGUGCAGAAUUCCACAGGUUCACCACUCAAGGGUGUGGAUAUUUCUCCUCAUCUGAGUCCUACAUGACUUGUCCCUUCUCGUUAGAGCCCCUUGAGAUGACACCCUUGUCCUUGGGCUGUGACCGUGAACCCUCCCACCAUCAGGAACAUCCUGCAUCUGGUCUAUCCAGAACUGUUAAAAAUGUCAGAAUCAGGUUGAUUAUCACUGACAUAUGCUGUGAAAUUUUUUUGUUUUGUGACAGCAGUACAAUGCAAGACAUGAAAUAUAUCACAAAUUACAAUAAGAAAUCAAAAAGAGAGAGAAAUAUUAAUGGUAGUGUUCACGGACCAUUCAGAAAUCUGAUGGCAGAGGGGAAGAAAAUGUUCCUAAAAUGUUGAGUGUGGCUCUUAGGGCUCCUGUGCCUUCUCCCUGGUGGUAGUAAUAAGAAGUGGUGGGGUCCUUUAUGAUGGAUGCUGUCUUUUUGAGGCUUCACCUUUUGAAGAUGUCCUCAAUGCCAGGGAGGCCGUUGCCCAUCAUGGAACGAGCUGAGUUUACAACCCUCUGCAGCUUUUACCGAUUCUUUACAUUAGCCCCUGAAAACCAGACAGUGAUGCAACCAGUUAGAAUGCUCACCACAGUACAUCUGCAGAAAUUUUCUAGUCUUGGGUGACAUGGACGCCAUGUCGCUGAACACUAGCAAGUGUGUAGGUUUCUAUGAGUUCAUUCCAAACUCUACAAAAGAGCCCUAACCAAUCCCAUCACUGCAGGCUUGUUGAGGCAUAAUCUGAGUAUACAUACUAGUGAAAAAGCAAAGAAUGAAUUCUGAUAAAAUAUUCGGUGUCCUUGUCAGAGAUUACAUACGGAAACAUUUAGAAGCAAACCAUUGCAGUUUUUGUACUGUUUUUGUUUGCUUCACAGCCCACCCUAUACAUUUCCUAUGUUUAUAGCCUCUCAGUAGAAGAUUUAGAUUGCUUUUGGGGCCCAGUGUAAACACAAGCAUUAUGUAAACUCAAAAGGGGAAUUGGAUAAGCAGUUCAGGAAAAAUAAUCUGCAAGUCUUCAGGGAACAAAUGGUAGAACGUCUCCUCAAAGAGCUAGCAUGGAAUUGAUGGGCAGAAAUGUGCUAUGACAGGUCUGUAAUUUAUGAAAGGGUGUUAGAGAGAAUCAAUAAAAUGUGACAGACUUCUGAUGACAUGAAUGUUGAGAGCAGUGUCUUACAAAAGCUGGUAAAGUAAAAAUACGCUCCUAUUCAAAAGAGAAAAGGUAGAUUUAACUAUCUAUCAUAAAAAUACCUUGUAACAUAGAUUAUUGUACUACAUUCAUUUGAUCAGUAUUUUAAAAUAAGCUUCAAUGACCUAUGGUUGGGUUGAGUUAUUCUCUAAGCUUUACUUUUUGCAGUUUACUUGCAAACAUUUCAUCACCUUGCAAGGCAACAUUGUCAGUGCGCUGUUGACUGUGGUGUGUCCUCCGAAUGCUUGGCCUUUAUAUACUUUUAAAUCAGCUGAUUGGCUGAGUGGUGAACUUUGUGCAUUGUGGUCAGGAAUUUUGCCUGCAUCAGCUCGUAUAUAGGACCGAAGUCUGCAUGUUUUACAGAAAUGUUUGUGGAAAACCACGCUUCUAAGCAUUCUCUUGCAUGCCAUGUGUUCACUUCUGCUAUGACUUUCACUGAUGCCCAGUUGAAUUUCUGCCCUUGAUCUUCAUGGGUAGAGACUAGGGAGAGUGGCCACGCUGCUUAAACCCAAUUGAUGUUCAUGGAUCUUUGUGGAUAGUUUUCUCCCAGUCUGGCCAACGUAAUAUUUGUUGCAGUCUCCGCAUUGGGUUUUGUCAUUGUAUACUGGACUGAUUUUGAUUACACUUCUACAUUUCUAGAGCUAAAAUUAAGUGCUGGAUCAUGUAAAAUGUAUGGUUAAACACAAAAGAUUGUCCUCAUGCUGGAAAUCUUGAGCAACACACAUAAAAUACUGGAGAACCUCAGCAGGUCAGGCAGCAUCUAUAGAUUUCUGCAACUUCUGGUAACUUCUCCCCAUCACCCUUCUUCCUUUUCCAUUCCACAUUCUCGCUCCCCUCUUUUACCCCUUCCCCCCACCCUGCCCAUCACCUCCUCCUUCCCUUUCUCCCAUAGUCCACUUUCUUCUCCUAUCAGAUUAUUUCUUCUUCAGCCCUUUACCUCUUCCACCCACCCCCUCCCAGCUUCUCACUUCCCUCCCCCACCCACCUCCGCCUUCACCUGUCACCUGCCAGUUUGUACUCUGCCCCCACCUUAUUCUGGCUUCUACCCCCUUCCUUACCAGUCCUGAUGAAUGUCUUGGCCUGAAAUGUUGACUGUUUAUUCCCCAUCAUCGAUGCUGCCUGACCUACUGAGUUCUGCCAGCAUUUUGUGUGUGUCUGUGUGGUUAAAUGUUUGUUAAGGCAGCUAUGAAACAUAACCGGGUUGGCAUGUGUUUUAUAAGCCCUUGGAAAUAUUACAGGCUGGCAGCACUUAUUCAAGAUUGUCCCAUUGUGCUAUUUACAGAAGCAUUCCAUAUUCUCAAAAUUCAGGUUCGGCAGAAAUAUUGUUGAGGAGUUGACAACAAAAUGCACCUGCCAGACCCGCUUUCUACGUUAUACAUUACAGCUAUGAAAUGCUGUGAUGAAUCAUUUUUGACAGCAGUUUAGAACAGCUGUGUAUAUCUGCUACUUGGCCCAAAUCUUAGAGAACAAUCUCUGUAGAAUUGGACCAAUGGUGAUAGGAUAUCGGUUGUGCACAGAUUUUAAUUUUACCCACUUCAAUGCAAGAGGAAAAGUGUACAGGCUAACCCAUUGGAGUCCAUGUCGCAGAGCUCAGCCAGACUCAGGCUGUCUGGGCUGGCCGUUGCAUCUUUUAAAACCAUCGAUACCACUCGAAUUCUCAUUAGAAUUAACAUCAUCUCCCUGUCAACACAGGCAGAAUCUACUAAUAUCGGCCUUGUGGGUGACAGCAAACUGAGAAUUAAAAUGGAACUGUAGUUCCUCAACAUUAAAGGGACAUCUUAUGUCUGCAAGGCCCUGCAAAUUAAUUCUCCAGCUAACACCCUUCUAUUAUUUUUAUACUUCUCUUGAACUCUUAAAAACACUUUUUGUUGUGAAUCUUCUCCUGGUAUUAGAGUUGAUUUAAAUCUUUGUUUCUUGGUUUUUAAAUUGUCUCUUUUAAAUUUUUUAUCCUUAGCAAAAAGAAGUCUCAUGACUUUCUCUAAAAUCCUAAAAGUUGUAACCUUGGCCCAAGGAUCUCCUCUGAAUAGAAGAACAUCUAACCCCUACUAAAACUUUAAAAUCACCAUUACAUAAAAUAAGGGUAUUAAGAUUAUUGUGUGGAUGGGGCUGUGUCCAACACUGACAGGCCAGUGUGGGAAAGUUUUUAAAGUGGAAAGCCAUUGCACCGGGGCAGUUCCACUCACUCGACCUCAGGAGUCCAAGUCCAACGGUACGAACAACUGUCACAAACUGGGACCUUGGUUACAGUGGAUGACCAUGACGUCUUCAUGCCCUUCGCUCUCCACAGAAUGUUCCUGACUGUUGGAUUUCACUAGACCUCAUCCGUCCAGUCCUCCAGAGCUGAUUCCACAUGCCAGGAUAGGCAUGUCCCUAACUCACUGGGGUAUGAGGCUGCUGGUUGCCCUCACCUGGUUUAGCCCACUUGUCGAAGCAAUGUGCCAGGAUGUGGCUGCUGUCACAUGUAGACAGCUACUUGGAACUACAGGUGAGAACUGAGUGUCUGGUCAGGACCAAAGGUGAAUGAGCUGCCCCAGAAUGACAUGACAAGUCAUUUCACCAGAGGUGCAACCCCUCCCUGGACACCACAUAUACCCCAAGAUUAUUAUCUGAACCAUGACUAAAACCUACAGUAUCCUGUACAACACUUUUGCACGUAAUCUUUAUUACUGAUGGGCAUAUUUUCUUAACACGUGCAUUUCUUUUGAAAUUUUGUAGAUUAACAUAAAUGUAGUUUGUCUUUUAUUAGAUGUUUGCUGUUGAUCUUCAAGCCAGUUCACCAGCAAUCAAGGCAUUAACGUUUUUCUUGCCAGCAAACCCUUGCUCCAAGACCAGGGGCAAGUUUAGCUUUUCCUCUGACCAAACUAAUGGAUUCCUACUUUCCUUCUGGACUUCUGCUCCACUGGAAGAGAUUAGCCGACAACGGCUGUCCUCUUAGUUUCACGGAACAAGGUGCAUGUGAAACUUUAGUGGGACCAUAGAGAAUGAUGACCAAGUAUGGUUUACAUAGAAAAAAUAGGUGCAGGAGUAGGCCAUUCGGCCCUUUGAGCCUGCACCGCCAUUUAUUAUGAUCACGGCUGAUCAUCCAAAUCAGAACCCUGCACCAGCCUUCCCUCCAUACCCUCUGAUCCCCCUAGCCACAAGGGCCGUAUCUAACUCCCUCAUAAGUAUAACCAAUGAACUGGCCUCAACUGUUUUCUGUGGCUAAGAAUUCCACAGAUUCACUACUGUCUGUGUGAAGAAGUUUUUCCUAAUCUCAGUCCUAAAAGGCUUCGCCUUUAUCCUCAAACCGUGACCCCUCGUUCUGGACUUUCCCAACAUCGGGAACAAUCGUCGUGCAUCUAGCCUGUCCAAUCCCUUUAGGAUUUUAUACGUUUCAAUCAGAUCCCCCCUCAAUCUUCUAAAUUCCAACGAGUACAAGCCCAAUUCAUCCAGUCUUUCUUCAUGUGAAAGUCCUGCCAUCCCAGGAAUCAAUCUGGUGAACCUUCUUUGUACUCCCUCUAUGGCAAGGAUGUCUUUCCUCAGAUUAGGGGACCAAAACUGCACACAAUACUCCAGGUGUGGUCUCACCAAGGCCUUGCACAACUGCAGUAGUACCUCCCUGCUCCUGUACUCGAAUCCUCUUGCUAUCAAUGCCAGCAUACCAUUCGCCUUUUUCACCGCCUGCUGUACCUGCAUGCCCACUUUCAAUGACUGCAAUGUUUGCAGGAAGUUAUCACAAAGUUGCAACUAACAGCUAAGAUCAAGGCUGCAGUAAUAUGGAGACAUUUUCCCCAACAGUAACCAGAUUUAUUCAGUUUACAAUUGAGGUGAAUAAUAACUCAGGCAUAUAUCAGUUACAGCUACAGUUUACUGUUUGAGGUUUUUAAUCCUUUUGUAAAUGAAUUUAUAUAUAAUUAUUUAAUGUAUAAUUAGAAAUAGUUUAUAGUUCAAGUGCAUAUGGUGCUUAAAUUAACAGAUACGUCAAGCAAAGGUCAGUGUACAGUAUAUGAUCUGUCCUUGAUUAGUUUGUUCUUUCGUUAUGUGCCACGUUGUGUGACUUGAAUGAUCAUAGUCCUUCCAUGACCAUGAUUGUUCUUGACCAAUUUUUCUACAAAUGUGGUUUUCCAUUUCCUCCUUUUGGGUAGUGUCUUUACAACAUGGAUGACCCCAGCCGUUAUCAAUACUCUUCAGAGUUUGUUUGCCUGGUGUUAGUGGUCAUGUAACCAGGACUUGUGAUGUGCACCAGUUGUUCAUACGACCAUCCACCACCUGCUUCCAUGGCUUCACAUGAGUGGAGGAGUGGGAUGGGCUAAGCAGGUGCUACACCUUGCCCAAGAAUGACCUGCAGGCUAGUGGAGAGAAGGAGCAUCUUACACCUCUUUUGGUAGAGACGUAUUUCCACCUCGCCACCCAGCAGUAGGGGUAUCAAAUGUUAUGGGGAGAAGGCCGGAGAAUGGGAUUGAGAGGAAUAAUAAAUCUGGAAUGAUGGGACAGACUGGAUGGGCUGAAUGGCCUAAUUUUGCUCUUGUGUCUGAAGCUCAUAUUUGGUAAUGGAUUAGGGAAACAUUUUAAUACUGCUUUGUGCCAAUCAUUUCUUGUACAGUCGACCUUCACUAAUCCAUCUACCUGUAAUCCGGUUUCUUUGAUAAUCCGGCAGUGAUUAUGCUUAAUAUGAUCCUUCUGUAAUUCGGCAUUUUCACUAAUCCGGCACUCCUCAGGUCCCAGUGGUGCCGGAUUAGUGAAGGUUGUCCUGUACAAUCAAUUGUGUAAAUCUCCACAACAAACCCUUGGGGGUUUUAAACUUCAGUACAUAAACUUUAGUUGAGCAAGGGUUUAAUGCAUGGUGGACUAGGAAUGUCUUUCAACUGUGAAUACCGUGUUUCUGUCCUUGAGAUGUUUAAUUUUCACAUAUUCAUACAUUUGCAUGCUUUCAGAAUGAUCCUUGCUGCCUAGCAUUGAAAACUAAAACCUUACCAUCUUGAGCAUGAAAUUGGGAAGGCUCUUAAAAAAUCUGACAUCAUUUAAGUUGGAUAGGUUUUGAAUAACAUUGAAUGCCAGAACUCAGCAAGUGAUUUUUUUUUUGAAAAACAUGAUUUAGAAUUCUUGUUGUGGAGCAGAAAGAUUCCGACACCUCCCUCCCCUUUCUAGAUCUUUCUGUCUCUGUCUCUGGAGACAGCUUAUCCACUGAUGUCUACUAUAAGCCUACUGACUCUCACAGCUAUCUGGACUAUUCCUCUUCUCACCCUGUCUCUUGCAAAAACGCCAUCCCCUUCUCGCAAUUCCUCCGUCUCCGCCGCAUCUGCUCUCAGGAUGAGGCUUUUCAUUCUAGGACGAGGGAGAUGUCUUCCUUUUUUAAAGAAAGGGGCUUCCCUUCCUCCACUAUCAACUCUGCUCUUAAACACAUCUCCCCCAUUUCACGUACAUCUGCUCUUACUCCAUCCUCCCGCCACCCCACUAGGAAUAGGGUUCCCCUAGUCCUCACCUACCACCCCACCAGCCUGCGGAUCCAACAUAUUAUUCUCCGUAACUUCCGCCACCUCCAACGGGAUCCCACCACUAAGCACAUCUUUCCCUCCCCCCCUCUCUCUGCAUUCCGCAGGGAUCGCUCCCUACGCAACUCCCGUGUCCAUUCGUCCCCCCCAUCCCUUCCCACUGAUCUCCCUCCUGGCACUUAUCCGUGUAAGCGGAACAAGUGCUACACAUGCCCUUACACUUCCUCCCUUAGCACCAUUCAGGGCCCCAAACAGUCCUUCCAGGUGAGGCAACACUUCACUGAGGUGAUAUACUGCGUCCGGUGCUCCCGAUGUGGCCUUUUAUAUAUUGGCGAGACCCGACGCAGACUGGGAGACCGCUUUGCUGAACACCUACGCUCUGUCCGCCAGAGAAAGCAGGAUCUCCCAGUGGCCACACAUUUUAAUUCCACAUCCCAUUCCCAUUCUGACAUGUCUAUCCACGGCCUCCUCUACUGUAAAGAUGAAGCCACACUCAGGUUGGAGGAACAACACCUUAUAUUCCAUCUGGGUAGCCUCCAACCUGAUGGCAUGAACAUCGACUUCUCCAACUUCCACUAAUGUCCCACCUCCCCCUCGUACCCCAUCUGUUACUUAUUUUUGUACACACAUUCUUUCUCUCACUCUCCUUUUUCUCCCUCUGUCCCUCUGCAUAUACCCCUUGCCCAUCCUCUGGGUCACCCCCCCUUGUCUUUCUUCCCGGACCUUCUGUCCCAUGAUCCUCUCGUAUCCCUUUUGCCUAUCACCUGUCCAGCUCUUGGCUCCAUCCCUCCCCCUCCUGUCUUCUCCUAUCAUUUUGGAUCUCCCACUCCCCCUCCAACUUUCAAAUCCCUUACUCACUCUUCCUUCAAUUAGUCCUGACGAAGGGUCUCGGCCUGAAACGUGGACUGUACUUCUUCCUAGAGAUGCUGCCUGGCCUGCUGCGUUCACCAGCAACUUUUAUGUGUGUUGCUAGAAAGAUUCCUCUAUUGGUUCUUGGUUUCACUAGUUAAGCGAUAUGAUGCCCAAAUUAGAUAAUCACCAGUCAGGGUAUCAUAUUCUGUUCAAUCUUACUAAGUUACCUUACUAGAUCUGGGCAACACAGUGAUGCAGUUAGUAGGGCCACUACCUUGAAAUAUCAGAGACCCCAGUCUGAUGUCUUGAGUAAUGUCCUUUUGACCGUGUGGGUGCUUCAGUGUCCUACAGGCCAGAGAUGUGUGGGUAGGUAAGUUAACUGGCUGCUUGUAUGAGGUCUGUGUGGUCACGUAGAAUCUGGGGGCGUUGAUAAAAAUGCGGUGUUUGGGGGCGGGGGGGGGGAAACCUACAGCACAAUACAGGCCCUUUGGCCCACAAAGCUGUGCCGAACAUGUCCUUACCUUAGAAAUUACUUAGGGUUACCCAGAGCCCUCUAUUUUUCUGAGCUCCAUGUACCUGUUCAGGAGUCUCUUAAAAGACCCUAUCGUAUCCGCCUCCUCCACCGUCACCAGCAGCCCAUUCCAUGCACUCACUGCUCUCUGUGUUUAAAAACAAAAACUUACCCCUGACAUCUCCUCUGUACCUACUUCCAAGCACCUUAAAACUGUACCCUCUUGUGCUAGCCAUUCCAGCCCUGGGAAAAAGCCUCUGACUAUCCACAUGAUCAAUGCCUCUCAUUUUAUACACCUCUAUCAGGUCACCUCUCAUCCUCCGUCGCUCCAGGGAAAAAAGGCCGAGUUCACUCAACCUAUUCUCAUAAGGUAUGCUCCCCAAUCCAGGCAACAUCCUUGUCAAUCUCUUCUGCACCCUUUCUAUGGUUUCCACAUCCUAUAGUGAGGUGACCAGAACUGAGCAUAGUACUCCAGGUGGGGUCUGACCAGGGUCUUAUAUAGUUGCAACAUUACCCCUCUGCUUCUAAACUCAAUCCCACGAUUGAUGAAGGCCAAUGCACCAUAUACUUUUUUAACCACAGAGUCAACCUGCGCAGCAGCUUUUAGUGUCCUAUGGACUUGCACCCCAAGAUCUCUCUGAUCCUCCACACUUGCCAAGAGUCUUACCAUUAAUACUAUAUUCUGCCAUCAUAUUUGACCUACCAAAAUGAACCACCUCACGCUUAUCUAGGUUGAACUCCAUCUGCCACUUCUCAUCCCAGUUUUGCAUCCUAUCAAUGUUCCACUAUAACCUCUGACAGCUCUACACUAUUCACAACACCACCAACCUUUGUGUCAUCAGCAAAUUUACUAACCCAUCCCUCCAACUCUUCAUCCAGGGCAUUUAUAAAAAUCACGAAGAGUGGGGGUCCCAGAACAGAUCCUUGAGGCACACCACUGGUCCCCAACCUCCAUGCAGAAUGUGACCCAUCUACAACCAACUUUUUAUGGACUGUUUAGAUAGGCACAUGAAUGUGAGGAAAAUGGAAGGGUAUGGACAAUUUGUAGACGAGGUUAAUAUUGUUAGCCAUUUCAUUACUAAUUUGAUUGGUUAGGCACAAUGUGUUUAUGCCACAAUAUUCUUGUGUCAAAGGCACUGUAUAAGUAGAAGCUGCUACUGUUGCUGUGAAUCACAGUUAGUUCAAUACUUGUGCUUGAAGAGGCAGGCUACAGUUAUUUUGUCUGCAUUCACUGGCCUUGGAUCAAAAGAUUACAGCCAGCUCAUUAUCUCAAGUACAUAAUGUAAAUUAUUUAAUUGGUAUUUAUAACUAAUUGUCAUUGCUAUGAACACAAGAGAUUCUGCAGAUGUUGGAAAUCCAGAGCAACACACAAAAUGUUAGAGGAACUCAGCGGGUCUGAACCAAAUCUGUGGUUACGGACCCCUUGGUCAAUAGUAGGAGUCCCUGCAUAAAAAAGGUUGAGAACCCCAGUGUUAAAGGGUUUUGGCCCAAAAUGUUGACUGUUUGUUCCUCUCCAUGGAUGCUGCCUGACCUGCUGAGUUCUCCAGCAUUUUACUGUGUGUUGCAUUUUUUUUAUGAAUGCAAUAAGUUCUCAAAUUCUGUAUAAUUUAAUCAUGUUUAGCUUCUAACUAGGUCAGACCUACUCAUCACAGCUAUUUAGAAACAAAAUUCCAUGGAGCUAUUUUAUCCUGAUUUAAUGGGAGCCCCAACCACAAUGUGAAAAGAACAGGUUUGCUUAUGACAUCUUCGAGAGGGGUCAUGAGAAUAAUCCCCAGAAUGAAAGGGUAAACAUAUGAGGAAUGUUUGAUGUCUCUGGGCCUGUACUCACUGGAGUUUAGAAGAAUGGCGGGGGGGAGGGAUCUAGGCUAUUGAAUAUUGAAAGACCUGGACAGAGUGGGAGUGGAGAGGAUGUUUCCCAUAGUAGGGGAGUAUAGAACCAGAGGGCACAACCUCAAUAGAAAGACAUCCCUUUGGAAAAGAAAUGGGGAAUUUGUUUAGCCAGAGGGUGGUGAGUCUGUGGAAUUCAUUGCUACAGACUACUGUGGAAGCCAAGUCAUUGGGUAUACUUAAAGCGGAGGUUGAUGGGUUCUUGAUUAGUAAGGGGGUCAAAGGUAAUGGGGAGAAGGCAAGAGAAGGGUGUUGAGAAGGAUAAUAAAUCAGCCAUGAUCAAAUGGAAUGGUUGAGCAGAAUGGAUGGGCCGAAUGGCCUAAUACUGCUCCAAUGUCUCAUAGUCAUGUAUAAUUUUUAAGAAAUAAAAUUAGCCAUGGGUGCACCAAAAUUGGUGCUUCUCAUUCUGGGUAAUUAACUGCUGCCAUCUGCUGUUCCUGGAGCCAAAAACAAGCAUCAAACCUUGCAAUUUUGAAUCAUAAUGCAGGCGAAUUUUUAAAGCUAGUCUCAGAUUUAAAAUAACAACAGCAGUGGAAUCAUUCAGUGGGUUAGGAAGGAGCAGUGGUGAGAGAAUGGGUUACAUUGCAGGUUUUUUCUGCAUUCUUUUCAGUGUUGAGGUUUUGAUAUUUAUUUGGUGUGUGCAAAGUUUAAUGUUUAGUGGUCAUGAAUAUAACAAAUGGCAUGAGAUCCUGAUGGUUUUAGCUCUGGUCCAGUGAAUGCAGAAAGGAAAUGUAAGCAGAUCAGGACUUUGAUGUAAUCAUAUUCCUAUAUGGAAUUGCAGAAUCAGAAUCAGGUUUAAUAUCACCAACAUAUGUUGUGAAAUUUGUUCAUCUUUGCAGCAGCAGUACAAUGCAAUACAUAAUAAUAGUAAAAAAAAACUGUGAAUUCCAGUAUAUAUUUAAAUUAGUACAAAAAUAGAAAUCAAACAGUAGUGAGGUAGUGUUCAUGGGUUCAAUGUCCAUUCAGAAAUCAGAUGGCAGAGGGGAAGAAGCUGUUCCUGAAUUGUUGAGUGUGUGCCUUCAGGCUCCUGUACCUCCUUCCUGAUGGUGGCAAUGAAAAGAGGGCAUGACCUACGUAAUGGAGUGGUGCUUAAUGAUAGAUGCCACCUUUUUGAGGCAUUGCUCCUUGAAGAUGUCACAGAUACUACAGAGGCUAGUGCCCUUGGUGGAGCUGACUGAGUGUACAAUUCUCUGCAGCUUACUUCAAUCCUGUGCAGUAGCCCUCUCCCCCCCCCCCCCACAACCAAGUACCCUCCACAUAUCAGAUGGUGAUGCAGACAGAAUGCUGUUGUGGGUACAUCUGUAGAAAUGUGAGCGUCAUUCACAUAUUCUGUUAUAUUCCUAUAUGGAAUCGCAAACUCACUCAUAUUCUAGAUAUUGAACAGAACUGAAGUCUCCCUCACUUCUGAACUCUUCAAGGAGUCCCACAGCAGAGCACAUGUUUAGUGAACAAACAAGAGAAAAUCUGCAGCUGCUGGAAAUCCAAGCAAUGCAUACAAAAUGCUGGAGGAAUCAGCAGGCCAGGUAGCAUCAAUGGAAAAGAAUACGUCGACAUUUUGGGCCGAGACUUUCGGCAGGACCCUUCGGUUGCACAUGUUUAGUGAGUCUUACCAAUAGAUCUGCUUACUGAUGCCAUUCCAGAUUAGACCCAGAGCAAGUUCCACAAGCCAAUUUACUACUUCAGUGAAGAGUGUGUAAGAAAACGCUUUGACAUUUUAUUAUUUUGUUUAUUGAUUUUUAAAAAUUUUUGGUAUUUUUAAAAUCAUUUUAACAGCUCUUUGACUGUUUCUAAAUAUCAGGUUUGACAGAAACAUGCGAGACUCUGCAAGUGCUGAAAGUUCGGGGUAACACACAAAAUGUUGGAGGAACUCAGUAGGUCAGGCAGCAUCUAUAGAAAGGAAUAAACAGCUGAUGUCUCAGAACAUUUCAUCUGGACACAUUCAUUCUUCUCCGUAGAUCCCAGCCUUUUUAUUUGCUGUAGACCACCUACCAUUGACCGAGAGGUCAAUCGACCCCAGGUUGGGAACCCCUGUAGAUGCUGCCUGACCUGCUAAGCUGCUGCAGUAUUUUGUGUUAUUACACAGCUUUGACAGAGUGCAGUUUGAGGUGUGCCUUUGGUAUGAGUUAAAUGUCAUCAUGCUGGUUUCUUGGCCCUUGCACAUGACCUAAUAACAGGAUUUGGGCUCCUGUUUAUCAGCUCCAGCAUGCACUCACUCAGGAGGAUUAAAACCAGGUAAGUGUGGGGCAGUGUUGAACAAACGAGCCAUAAGUGUGGGUGACUGGGUCCACCGAGCAUAAUAGUGGUAAAGAGAAAUAUAAGCUAUAAGGAAUAGAAAUAUUAAGCAGCUACCUUGUGAAUUGGAAAAGUUAAAUUUCAGUUCAAUAAUCUAUAAGGUCAAUAACCUGAAGUAUUGGCUGUCUCCAUAGCCACAUCCUGACCUACCAGGUAUUUCCAGCAUUCCUUCAUUAAAGCUCACAACAAAUCGGUGCGUGUGGAGCCUGAAUAAAACUGCAAAAGGUGUUUCAUGUGAAGUUUACAUAGAACUAAAGAAUUUUACCUGUAUAUCUUGUGUAGGGAUAGAGAUAUAUCAAAGUAAUGUUUAGAUCUCAAGGGAAGUCUUACAUGAUACAGCUGAGUAGAGAUUGUUUCAGGGUGAGAAGUUUAGUUGGCCUUAAAUAGUAUUGAGUAAUUUCAGUGCAUGUGUGUGUACACACUCAAAGUGAUGUUGUUAAGGUUUCCUUGCCCUGUUCAAACUUGAUUGCAUAUAUGUAUAAACACGAGGUUCUGCCGAUGCUGGAUAUCCAGAUUAAUACUCUCAAAAUGCUGGAGGAACUUAGCAGAUCUGGCCACAUCUAUAGAAAGGGGUGAAGAGCCAUUCGAGUCAAGGCCCUGGUGAAGGGUCUUGGCCCAAAAUAUCAACUCUUCAUUCCUCUCCAUAGAUUGUGGUCUGACCUCCUGAGUUCCUCCGGCAUUUUGUGUGUUCAUACAGUAUUUGUCUAGUUUCAUUCUGGUUUCUCUCCUCUCCCCCACCCCCCCCAAAAAAAAAACCUUGAAACUUUAAAGAUCAGGGCUGGAUGAAGCAUGCAUUAAAAAAGCAAGUGGUGUCAUUUAAAGCAUUUAAUUUUCAAAAAAGGUUGUAGGGUAAAAAGUGCAACUGGUAUGCUUGUAUAAUCAAAUGUAAUUAGCAGCUAUUAUUGAAACCAAUGUUUGGGCACAUUAAAGUAAUAUUCUCUUUAAUAACCAUUAUCUGCAUUAAAUAACAUUAAACUUGUUUUUAAAAGAUGAGUAUGUGUACUACUGGAAUUUGGGGGAGAUGUGCUAACAGACUGGUACCUCUCAGCACUCGAUUGUUCAGCUGAAUUAUCAUUCAGCUUGUGUGCAAGUUGUUCACUGGUUAUUUAUGCAACAUGUGUAAUUGUAAUUGGGAGUUUCAAAAGUGUGAAUUUUGCCCAUAUUUCAAACAUUGUAAGUGGUUUAAAAAACUUGAGCAUUCUGUUGUUCAUAUUUUGCUGCUGCUGCUGGUGCUUGUAUGUCAUUUGAUGAAAGAAAAAGGAUUCAUGAACUUGAUUGUAUCCAUGCCUGCUCUCUGGCUGCAAUUGGUCAUCUAUAAUUUAUACAUUUUUCAGGAAAAGAAAUAAACAUUAUUGUGC